This is a messenger RNA of Centruroides sculpturatus (bark scorpion), 4243 nucleotides long. Its product is annotated as atrial natriuretic peptide receptor 2-like. Gene Ontology annotation, biological process: intracellular signal transduction; cGMP biosynthetic process; receptor guanylyl cyclase signaling pathway. The transcript has 23 exons. Gene Ontology annotation, cellular component: membrane. The coding region runs from base 1492 to 3966 and encodes 824 amino acids. Gene Ontology annotation, molecular function: guanylate cyclase activity; peptide receptor activity; protein kinase activity. The record is from RefSeq and is a predicted model, not a curated record. NCBI's taxonomy places the organism in Eukaryota, Metazoa, Arthropoda, Arachnida, Scorpiones, Buthidae.
UACUGCUUGUGACGGUAGAGAUAUGUAAAUUUUUAAUUUGUCUUGCUGUCGUAGCGUAUACUAGACGUUUGCGCUUGUAGAAUUUUGAUAGAACGUUUCGAAUAUUAACUUUCCUUUUUUUUCCUUUUUAGAAUUAAUUAUUUGCUUCUUUAUAGAAUUAUUUUUCAAAUUUAAGAAAUAAUGACGUCUGAAGAUAUUUUUUUCUGAAGAAUUUUGAAGUAAGUGUGAUUCACGAAUGUUCUUCAGGUUAUUUGAAAAUGAAUAUAACGAUUUAGGGCUGGAUAAGAGAAUUUCGUCGGAUGUGAAACUAGCUGUAAAACUUGGUUUACAGCAUGUCGAAGAUGUAUGUACUAAUUGUUCCCGUCUGUGUAAAUUAGUGUACCGUGCUGACAGGAAAUCCGUAGCGAUGAGAUGCGCCUAUUGUAAAAAAAAUGGUUCCGCAUUUGUUGGUACUUUUAAGGGUAAGUGUGGGCAUAUUUCUUGGGGCAACAUAUUUUCCUUCAUAUGGACUUGCUGUGCGUAGAAUGCGCGCUAACAAAUGCAGCCCUGGCUUGUACUAUUAGUAAUCACACUUCUAUUAAUUGGGCAAACUAUGUACUGUACGUUUAAAAUGCAGCCCUGGCUUGUAGUAUUAGUAAUCACACUUCUAUUAAUUGGGCAAACUAUGUAUGUUUAGUUAUGAUGAUAGCCGUGAAUAACGUAUCGUCAUUUAAAAUAGGAGGACAGAACAAAACCGUGGAAAUUGACGAAAUCGUAAUAUCUAGACGAAAAUACGACAGGGGUCGCAAAUUGAAGGGCACAAGAUUGAGUAGUCGGCGGAGUGUGUCGUGAGGAUAACAUAUGCUUUGUUUGUAAAGUUAACGAUAGGAGCGAAGAGACAUUGAAUUGGAUAAUUUGAAAAUUCGUUAAUUCCGGAAGUACGGUUUUGACAGACGAAUGGAGGGGUUACAAUCACAUAAACGAAGUAGAAGGUGUAGAAAUAGUUCACCAGACGGUGAAUUAUUCAGAAAAUUUUGUGAAGCUAAUAGUGUGUACUGUACAUACUCAGAAGAUAGAAAGGUUGUGGGGUGUGUUAAAAGACAGGAAAUAUUUGCAUAAACAUUAUACCGAAGAGUUGUCGGAUUCCUAUCUGUAUAUGUUCAUGUACAAAAAGUUGUUUAAAUGGCAUACAAUGAAGCCCGGAGAACGUUUCCAAUUGUUUGCGAAACAUUUAAGUUUUAUAUAUCCAGGAUCAGGUAAGAUCUCUGUAUGGAAGGAACCAGCGACUGUGCCUGCCACCCCAGAAACCCGAAAGAAGAAGGAGAAAACGAAAGUAAAGAAAAAUAAUAAAGCUGAGAACAGUAGGAAUGUAAAAUCAUCGAGUAAAGAAAAGAAACAUCCCAACCGGAGACAAUUGGCAGUCGUGUUGCUGUUAAAAGAAGGAAAAGACGAAAGGACAAGUUUUGAAAACUGAUUGUAGUUUGCGCUUCCCCAGACGUUGUAAGGAAUAUCAUGCUGGCUGCUGAUAGUAUAGGUAUGAUAGACAUUGGUGAAUAUGUAUUCUUCUCUCUGGAAUUAUUCAGUAGUAGAAAAGAAAUAUUAAGGCCGUGGUAUCGAGAAAAUGAAAGUUUUGAGAAGAAUAAAAGAGCAGAACAUGCUUAUAAAGCGUUAUUUACUUUAACAUCGUUGAAUCCGACAACGAAAAAGUUUGAAGAUUUUACUAAGUCCGUAAAACAUGUAGCAAAAGAAGAGUUUGGAUUUGAUUACAAGGAAGAAGAGGUAAAUAAAUUUGUAUCUGGAUUUUACGAAGCAAUAAUACUCUACUCCCUUUCUUUAAAUGAGACAUUAUCUGAAGGAUAUAGCAUUACAAAUGGGUCUAUCAUCACGCAGAAAAUGUGGAAUAGAACAUUUCAAGGAAUAACUGGACCAGUUAGUAUUAAUGAAAACGGCGAUAGAAAUGCAAAUUAUACUUUAAUGAAUUUAAAUCCGCAUAAAAGAAUAUAUCAGGCAGUUGCAAUGUACGAUGGUGCUAAUAAACGAUAUUUAGAAUUCAAUGAAACAAAGUAUUACUGGCCUGGAAAAAGAAAAGGUCCUCCUUAUGAUACACCUAUUUGUGGAUUUGACCGUUCCAAGUGCCUAAAUCGAGAUGUCCCUCAAUAUGCCAUCGUUAGUGUUAUUUUAUUGUGCGUGAUUGUUGCGCUUUGUAUCUGCUCGAUUUUCAUUUAUAGACACUUCAAAUUGGAAGCAGAGAUUGCUUCGAUGACUUGGAGAAUAAAGUGGGAAGAUUUAAUUCUAAUUUCGCCAACUCAUGCCAAACAUCUUGGAUCGAAGAUAAGUUUAACGAGGAUAAGUAUGCAGAGUAAUUGUUCGUCAAUUACAAUGGAUGCUGCUGAUAUGUCAAAACAGUUAUUUGCAAGAACUGGUUAUUUUAAGGGAAGCAUAAUUGCUAUUAAGCCAAUACUGCUAUCAAGAAUAGAUAUAACCCGUCCUUUAUUAUAUGAAUUGAAAUAUAUGAAAGAUCUUCAGCACAAUCAUCUUGUACGAUUUAUUGGCUCGUGUAUUGAUUCACCGCAUUGUUGUUUGAUAACAGAAUAUUGCCCUAAAGGAAGCUUACAAGAUAUAUUAGAAAAUAACGAAAUAAAAUUAGAUUGGAUGUUUCAAUGUUCAUUAAUGCACGAUAUUAUUAAGGGUAUGGCUUAUCUACAUAGUAGCGAAAUUCAUUCGCAUGGUAAUUUAAAAUCAUCAAAUUGUGUUGUGGACAGUAGAUUUGUCUUAAAAAUAACGGAUUUUGGUCUUCAUUCUUUAAGAACAUACGACGAGAAUGAAAACGAAGAUUCUUACGCUCACUGGAGAAGGAAACUUUGGAUGGCUCCAGAAUUACUUCGAAAAUCAAAACCUCCUCCUGAAGGCACUCAGAAAGGAGAUGUAUAUUCCUUUGCUGUCGUCGCGCACGAAAUAGUGAUGAGACAAGGUCCUUUCUAUCUAGGUACGGUAGAACUGAGCCCAAAAGAAAUUGUCGAAAAUGUAAAAAAUAAACAGAAGCAACCAUUUCGUCCAUAUUUAGGAGAAUAUAUUUGCGAAGAAGGACGUAAAAUGAUUGCGAGAUGUUGGUCUGAAGAUCCUUUCGACAGACCUGAUUUCCAGUAUUUAAAAUCAGUGAUAAGAAAAUUAAAUAGAGAGAAUGAAAAUGGUAACAUCUUGGAUAAUCUUCUCUCAAGAAUGGAGCAGUAUGCAAAUAAUUUAGAAGCUCUUGUAGAAGAAAGAACCGCAGAUUAUUUAGAAGAAAAGAGAAAAGCCGAGGACCUACUUUAUCAACUCUUGCCUAAAACAGUUGCAAAUCAAUUAAUAUUAGGAGAAGGUGUUGCAGCUGAAGCUUACGACAACGUAACAAUAUAUUUUAGCGAUAUUGUUGGUUUUACUGCACUUUCUGCACAGAGUACACCAAUGCAGGUUGUUGACUUUCUCAACGAUCUUUAUACUUGUUUUGAUUCGAUUAUAGAGAAUUAUGAUGUAUAUAAGGUAGAAACAAUAGGAGAUGCUUAUAUGGUAGUUUCUGGCCUUCCAACGAAGAAUGGAAACAAACAUGUUCGUGAAAUUGCCAGGAUGUCCUUAGCUUUAUUGAAUACAGUGAAAACCUUUCCUAUAAAACAUAUACCAGAAGAAAAAUUAAAACUAAGAAUUGGAAUUCAUACAGGUCCUUGUGCUGCUGGAAUUGUUGGAUUAAAAAUGCCAAGGUAUUGUUUAUUUGGUGACACGGUCAAUACAGCAUCCAGAAUGGAAUCAACAGGCUUACCAUUAAAAAUACACGUUAGUUCACAAACAAAAGAAGCAUUGGACAUGUUUGGAUGUUUUAAUAUUGAGCUAAGAGGAGAAGUUGAAAUGAAGGGAAAAGGAAAGUUGGUAACCUAUUGGCUGUUAGGAGAACAUUUUCCUGUUCAUUACGAAGAAGCUGAACGGAGAAAUCAUGGAUGUUUCUUAACCGAAUAAAAUGUACUUUCAACAAACAGAAUAAUUUUGGAGUUUCUACAGACUUAUUGUGCCUUGUAUCAUAAGUGUCCUUUCACCAUUGUGCGUAAAUUUCAUCACAAAUUGGACAAUUCAUCACGGCAUAAAUAAGACGAAAAGUAAAACUGGAAGUCAAAGUUUAUAAAAAGGCCGAAUUCAUCGAACUGAAAAAGUGUAUUGUAUAUUGAAACCAUUACGAAUACAUCAGAGAAAUAUAUGUACUGUUAUGUAGUAUACAAAUUCUAUAUCUGUAUUUAAU